CAGAAAUCAGAGGGGGCGAGUGGCAAUGAAAGCGGACCUCGAGGCUACUCUUCCCAAACUGCCUCCGCUCCCCUCGCCAACAAGCACUGGUCGCAGCCCAACUUUCGGCAUAGCCCUCGUGAUCGUCACCUUCGCAGCGUUUAUCGGCUUCACCGCCCUCUCGCCAUCCGGCCUGCGACUGUACCUCCUCAUCUGCACCCUCGUCGAGACCGGUGUCGCGCUGGCAUGCGUGUGGAUCGUGGUGUUCGUGGAGCCGCCGCACAUCCAGCGCACACCGGAAUCCACGCUUCCCAUCCCGCGAGAAGUGGAGACUCGCUUAGCGGCGGGCCAGACGACUGAGGGCAUGGAGAAUGUGAAGGACGAGUCGGGUCGGACGUUUUGUGUGCGCUGCCUCGUCUGGCGGCCGAGCGGCGGCGUCGAGUCCAAAGAGGACACCAUUUUCUGGCGGCGGCGCGCGAAGCGGCAGACGGCGCAUCACUGCCGCUACUGCCAGCGCUGCGUAAUUGGUCACGACCAUCACUGCUCGUUGAUCGGCCGCUGCAUCGCGGGCGAGGGGGGGGCACGAGGAUCGGGCAAUCUCAAGUAUGUCCAGCUCGGCUUCGCGAUGGCAGGCCUGGCCUUCCUCACGGUGUGCGUGGCGCUGGCGGGCACGGCCUUCACUUCUUGACGCCAACGGGGCGCGGGGAGCUGCUCCCCGUAUUCCAGUCCGCGUCCACGCAUGCCGGCUGCGACGCGCGGAGAGCAGAGUCUCUGAUCAUAGUCCCGAUCCCCGUGGUGCCGGAGCGGGGCGGGAAGCGCGAUAGCCUAGCGAAGUAGCGAUGGAGCAGCACAGCAAAUGGCAUGAGAGCCUAGCGUGUAGUGUACAGGGAGGAGACCGGAGAGCAUGCACAAACCCACACGACAGGUGUCGACCCUCCUGAGCAUAUCCUCACACGAUAUAUCUUGUGCACUGAUAGGGUCGAUACCGCAUGGUACGGGACCCUAUAUGAACGCUAUCUAAAGUGAGAGAGUCCUGACGAGACGUGUGUCGUAUAUCGAUUGUCGCGGUCCCCGACUAUGAACGCUAUCUAAAGUGAGAGAGUCCUGACGAGACGUGUCGUAUAUCGAUUGUCGCGGUCCCCGACUAUGAACGCUAUCUAACGUGAGAGAGUCCUGACGAGACGUGUCGUAUAUCGAUUGUCGUCGGGGACUCGGGAGAGACGGAGAGCGAGAGAGCACCGCGGGGGAGGGUUUAUAGAGGUAUCGUGUGUCUCGC
This is a messenger RNA of Emiliania huxleyi CCMP1516, 1255 nucleotides long. RefSeq lists its product as hypothetical. Gene Ontology annotation, cellular component: endoplasmic reticulum; Golgi apparatus. Gene Ontology annotation, biological process: peptidyl-L-cysteine S-palmitoylation; protein targeting to membrane. The record is from RefSeq and is a predicted model, not a curated record. Gene Ontology annotation, molecular function: protein-cysteine S-palmitoyltransferase activity. Bases 26 to 667 code for a protein of 213 amino acids. NCBI's taxonomy places the organism in Eukaryota, Haptophyta, Isochrysidales, Noelaerhabdaceae. The transcript is spliced from 2 exons.